UGUGACGUCAGCGGGGAGUUAAUUUUAAAUCGUCCCAAGAUGGCGGAGGGUCCGGCGGGCGGCGCGGGGCGGGCGGGGGCCGGGGUCGCCCGCAGGCAGCGGCAGCAGCAGCAGCAGCAGCAACAGCAGCAGCAGCAGCAGCAGAGGCGCCGCCGGAGCGGGGCCGCCAGGGAGCCUCGAGGGCCGCCCCCGCGCGCCGCAGGAGAGGAGGAUGACCUGGUGAAUUCUGCCGAGGUUAUGAAGAAGCCAUAUCCAGUUCAGAUUGUCCUUGCACAUGAAGAUGACCAUGACUUUGAACUAGAUGAAAAGGCUUUGGAAGACAUUUUACUACAGGAGCACUUACGGGAUCUCAACAUUGUUGUGGUGUCUGUGGCAGGAGCAUUUCGAAAAGGGAAAUCUUUCCUACUGGAUUUCAUGCUUCGAUAUAUGUACAACCAGGACUCCUCUUGCUGGAUUGGUGGAAUUGACGAACCAUUAACCGGCUUUACGUGGCGAGGUGGCUGUGAGAGAGAAACAACCGGCAUUCAGGUCUGGAGUGAAGUGUUUGUAAUCGAAAAGCCUGAUGGAACGAAGGUUGCUGUGCUGCUAAUGGAUACCCAAGGUGCUUUUGAUAGCCAAUCAACUAUUAAAGACUGUGCAACGGUGUUUGCUUUGAGCACCAUGACAAGUUCUGUACAGGUAUACAAUUUGUCUCAGAACAUUCAAGAAGAUGAUCUGCAGCAUUUGCAGUUGUUUACAGAGUACGGAAGACUUGCAAUGGAAGAAAUCUACCAAAAGCCGUUUCAGACACUAAUGUUCUUGAUUAGAGAUUGGAGCUACCCUUAUGAACAUGCAUAUGGGCUGAACGGAGGCAAACAAUUCCUUGAAAAGAGAUUGCAGAUAAAACAGAACCAACACGAAGAGCUCCAAAACGUAAGGAAGCACAUUCACUCUUGUUUUUCUAAUCUUGACUGUUUCCUGUUGCCACAUCCUGGUCUUAAAGUUGCGACUAAUCCAAAUUUUGAUGGGAGAUUGAAUGAUAUUGAUGAAGACUUUAAAAAAGAGCUGCGAAAUCUGAUUCCAUUACUGCUUGCCCCUGAAAAGUUGGUAGAGAAAAAGAUAAGUGGAUCCAAAGUGACUUGUAGAGGCCUUGUAGAAUACUUUAAGGCUUACAUUAAAAUCUAUCAAGGAGAGGAGCUGCCACAUCCCAAGUCAAUGCUUCAGGCAACGGCUGAAGCCAACAACCUGGCCGCAGUUGCAGGAGCAAGAGACAGCUACAGCAAGGGAAUGGAACAGGUCUGUGGUGGAGAUAAGCCGUAUAUCGCACCUUCGGACUUGGAGAGGAAACACCUGCGUCUCAAGGAGGUGGCCGUCAAGCAGUUCUGUUCCGUGAAAAAAAUGGGAGGAGAUGAGUUCUGCCGCCGUUAUCAAGACCAGCUCGAAGCGGAGAUCGAAGACACCUAUGCAAAUUUCAUAAAGCACAACGACGGCAAAAACAUCUUCUACGCCGCCCGCACCCCGGCCACGCUGUUCGCCAUCAUGUUCGCAAUGUAUAUCAUCGCAGGACUGACUAGCUUCAUUGGCCUGAGCUCACUAGCUCUCUUCUGUAAUGUGGUCAUGGGGUUAGCGCUGGUUUCCUUCUGUCUUUGGGCGUAUAUAAAGUACUCUGGGGAGUUCAGAGAAAUCGGAACAAUGAUCGAUCAAAUUGCCGAAAUGCUAUGGGAACAGAGGAGUCCCAGGAAGGUGUUUUCCAAACUGUUCGAAGUUAUUAGACGCCGCGUGACCCAGCAUGCUUUCUCUUCGGCUCAGCGACAGAGACUUUCCUCCAACAAUAACAAGAAGAAAAAUUAGACAGUAUUUUUACCUUUUUUUUUUUUUCCCCUCCCUCCUGUAUCUGAAGUGUUGACACUUACAUGUAGGACAGUAAGCUGGACCGUCUGGGCCGGUCUGCGUAAACGCUGUAUACAUACCAGAAUGCUGCAUAUAGGGUAUGGAAUGCUACGUCCAUCUUGUAGGAACUUUAAAGGGGUUUGAACUCGAUGAAAUCUUACUGCAUAGAAGGAAGAUAAAGCUCAUUUUCGUUCCUUUUUCGUUCCUUUGUAAAAUAACCGCAUCAUUUGUAGCAGCUUAACUUCCCUGCCGUUAGCUCAUCUUUUUUUUUUUUCGUUUUCCAUAAAUCCACUUUUGUGUCUAUUUCCUUUGAAUUUUUAGCUGUAUAUUUCUUUAUGUGACUUUAAUUUUUUUUUUCCCCGCCUCCCUCACGUUCAUUUUAUAUUUUUGUCUUGUUUUGCACACUUCUCAUGCCACAGGUAUUGAAGCCUCUGGGGGAAUAUAUAAUGGAGGAAAACAUAAGGCAGUCUGUAACAAACUCUAUCGUAGCAGGCCUGACCGACCAGGUGUCUCAUCACGCGAGGUUAAAGACAGACUGACACUCCUCUUCGCGGCUCUGCCUUCGUGUUCACGCUCGCUGUAUACAAUGAGAACUUCAAUAAAAUAAACCAAAGUUUACAAUCAACUGUAGAUGUAGUUUAAGUGCAGCUGGCUUCACGGAGGGCCGCGGCUCGGCGUGAACAUAGCUUGUUGGGUUUUGAGCAUUCUCUUCCGCAUGUGCUUCUCAGCCAAGCUAGUGCCCUGGAGGCUGUCGGCAGAGGGGUCUUAAAUGGAGCCCCAGGUCAUCGUGCACAUCUUGUGCCGUGUCGUGUUCUCCCGUUUUUGGUUGUUUUUCAUUUUUAAUCAUUCUCUGGCCUGUCUUAGAAAUUUGUCCUCAGUGAAGGGAUAUUCCAGGGAAAUCGUAUUUCGAGAAAUCGACUCGAGAGAAUCUUUUAACAGAAUGUAAACCCAAUGUCCCUUUGCGUGUUUUUUUUUUUAAUUUCUGGUGUAUCGAUGAAUCACUGUAUCUAGAAUCGAAUCGAGGCAGCAGCCUUUAUGAGCCACUUCAUCACCAGUUACAAGUAUAUAUUGCUUUCCUGCCUUUGACACCAGUGUUACACGAAUGCAUGUAUCAGAUCCUUACAGAAAUGACAUUAGACUUUAUUGUAGCUAGGGAAGUGAUUCUAAAGCGCACAUUUGUCUUGCCUUUUUAAAUUCACCAACCUGCCCUAAAAGGAGGUGCAUAUCUGGGAACCUGAACUGUCUUUUCUGCAGUUUAGCCUUCAUGUACAUAAAAAAUAUGCCAUUAAUUUUAUCGGGGGAGAAAGAUUUCCAUCCAGAAAUGUUGCCUACAGCUAUGAGUUAGGAUCGUCUGUACAGUGUGUAGCUUUUAUUUUCUACAAUCACAGAUAGGGCAUGUAUAUGAAAUAUAAAUAUAUAAAUACAAUUUUGUAUCAAAAGUUUUGUAGUUUAUGGCAAAAUCUGGUUCUGUGGUAGGCUAAGUACAGUCCCUGUAAAGGACCGUCUGUGGCUCCUCUAAGUGUGUGAAUGCAUUAAACGAUUUGAAGUUUUUGAUAUAUUUGUGAUAUCUACCUGCCUUGAGCCCUGCGAUCUCACCCCUCCUCCCCCUCGGGAAAUCAGCGGGAAUGUUUGUCGUGAAACUUUGCCCUCCGUUGGCAUUUUAAAGUUCUUUCCUGUAAUUUAUUUUCAGUUCCUUAUUAAAAUGGGUUGUGUAUCUAUGAAACCAAACUCGUGAUUCUUUUUCAAGGAACUCAUCAAGUAUGUAUUCCCCUACAUAAACGGUGUUUCUCCUGAAAGGACUGUGAACAGGAAUCACCUCUCUGAGGGACAGCAUAGAGGUGCUGUACUCUGGAAAGAAGCCAAGUCGGGGAAAGAAUAGUCCAACUAUUCUUCCCUGUGUGUCCGUCUGUUCUCAGAACUCCGUCUUGAUGGUUUAACUGUCUUUGGGAGUUGUGUUUUCCUGUCUGGGGUUUGUUUCUGGUGGUAUGCCUUAAGGCUGGCGUUGUGUGAUGAUUCUUGUGAGCAUCCUGCUUAGUGUUUAAAUGAAGAGAAUGUGGGGAUUGUGGCAUCUGUGACGUUUCCAAACCUGCCUUGAUCUGUACACCCUCCCCACCGCCCCCUCACCAAAAUUUGGUUAUGGUUUGUAUUAAUUUCCUAUAUAUUAAAUUAAUAGCAGCCAACUCCCCCUUCCCAGAAACAGACUUUACCUUGAUGAUUUUUUUUCUUUUAUCACUUUGUCUGUGAUAUGGAUUGUUCAUGAAUGAUGGAGAAAAAUAAAAAUUUGCUGUAUAAAGCAAAGCUUUCAAAAUCAA
This is a messenger RNA of Ornithorhynchus anatinus (platypus), 4181 nucleotides long. RefSeq names its product atlastin GTPase 2 (gene ATL2). Gene Ontology annotation, molecular function: GTP binding; GTPase activity. The coding region runs from base 40 to 1830 and encodes 596 amino acids. The record is from RefSeq and is a predicted model, not a curated record. Gene Ontology annotation, biological process: protein homooligomerization; endoplasmic reticulum organization. Lineage: Eukaryota; Metazoa; Chordata; Mammalia; Monotremata; Ornithorhynchidae. The transcript has 14 exons.